This is a messenger RNA of Pelodiscus sinensis (Chinese soft-shelled turtle), 5247 nucleotides long. Lineage: Eukaryota; Metazoa; Chordata; Testudines; Trionychidae. The record is from RefSeq and is a predicted model, not a curated record.
AGCCUAGAGCUUUCCCCUGAUCUAUCAGCCUUUUGAAACUGAGGAGGACCUGCCACCUAGCUUGUUUGAGAAGGAUUGUAUUGACAGCAACUAAUUACGGCUCAUCUCUUGAUGGAAAGGAGUUAAGCAUUUGUGAUGAUUCUCUCCAUGUUGUUGGUUUUUCUCUCCCUCAUUCACAGUGCUUUGCAGCUACUGGAUAAUGAAAUAUUUUUAAUCUAUAAUGAAGACCUCAAGCACUGUGUGCAAGCUCACAGUUCUAGAUCUGUCACAACUGCCUCUUGCAACCAGGACACUGAGUCACAAAAAUUCAGGUGGGUGUCUGACCACCAGCUGAUGAGUGUAGCAUUACGGCUAUGUUUGGGAGUGCCUUCAAAGAAAGACCAGGUGAUGGUUACUCUGUAUCCUUGUAAUAAAACAAGUGAACUCCAACAGUGGGAAUGCAGAAAUGAGACCCUUCUUGCAAUCAAAGGAGAAGAUUUUUUUUUUAACUCUGGCAGCAGAGAAAAAGGAAAUAUGAUGCUACAGAAGGAACCAAGUGUGACGAGUAAGUGGAAGAUCUAUGGAGCCAUGGAUGAUUUGUGUUCUCAGGGCUAUGAAGAUUUAUUUACACUGCUAGGAAAUGCCAAUGGGGCACCCUGCGUCUUCCCUUUCAAGCUGAGUGGCAAAUGGUAUGCUGAGUGUACAGAUGCUGCAAGGUCAGAUGGCUGGCUUUGGUGUGCAACAACAGCAGACUUUGACACAGACCAAUUGUAUGGAUUUUGCCCAUUAAAAUCUAAUGAAACUAGCAGAUUCUGGACUACGGACCCCUUGACAGGCAUUCACUACCAGAUAAACUUCCAAUCAGCUCUAACAUGGCACCAAGCACGGAAGAGCUGCCAGCAACAGAACGCAGAAUUAUUAAGUAUUACAGAGAUACAUGAGCAAAUGUAUCUAAGAGAUUUGAUUGGCAAGAUGAGGUCUGCUCUCUGGAUUGGACUUAACAGUCUGAAUUUCAACAGUGGAUGGCAAUGGAGUGGUGGCAGCCCUUUUAGAUAUCUAAACUGGGCUCCAGGAAGCCCUUCUCUGGAGUCUGAGAAAAUCUGUGCAGUACUAAAUCCUAGAAGAGAUGCUAAAUGGGAAAACCGUGAAUGUGAUCAGAAAGUUGGCUAUAUUUGUAAAAAGGAAAACUCCACUUUGAAUUCUUCCAUUCUUCCUUCAGAGCUCUCUGCUUCUAGUAAAUGCCCAGAAGGUUGGUUACCAUACACAGAUUACUGUUAUGUGAUCCAUAGGGAUCCCAAAGUGUGGAAAGAAGCCUUGACUUCCUGUAGAAAGGAGGGUGGUGAUCUGGCCAGUAUCCACAACAUUGAAGAGCACAGCUUUAUAGCUUCUCAACUUGGGUACAAGCCAACUGAUGAGCUGUGGAUUGGUUUAAAUGACCUCGGGAUUCAAAUGUAUUUUGAAUGGAGUGAUAAGAUGCCUGUGACAUACACCAAGUGGCUCCAGGGAGAACCAACCUAUGCAAACAGCAGACAAGAAGAUUGUGUUGUUAUGAAAGGACAGGAUGGAUACUGGGCAGACAAUGUUUGUGAUAAGAAAUGUGGAUACCUUUGCAAAAAAAAUCUAUUGCAAGACACUCCUAGAACAGCGGAGCACAUUGAUCCUGGCUGCCAGAAAGGCUGGAAAAGUCAUGGUUUUUACUGUUACUUGAUUGGACAUGCAUUUGUAACAUUUUCAGAGGCAAAGAAAACCUGUGAAAGGAGCAAAGGCUAUCUAACAACUGUUAAAGACAGGUAUGAGCAAGCCUAUCUGACUAGUCUGAUUGGGCUGAGGCCUGAAAAAUAUUUCUGGAUCGGUCUUUCAGAUGUAGAGAAACAAGGGACUUUCAAGUGGAGCGACGGUGAAGCAGUUCUCUACACUCACUGGAGUCCAGCAAUGCCAGGGAGAAAGCCAGGAUGUGUGGCAAUGACAACCGGAAGUGAAGCUGGAUUAUGGCAUGUUCAGGAGUGUGAAGAAAAGGCAAAAUUUCUCUGCAAACAACCAGUUGACGGAACGACCCUACAGCAUCCUAUUCCAGAAAAAAUGUCUGAUUCUAAAUGCCCUACAGGUUGGCAUUCAAACAAUAACAUCAGUUCAUGUUUCAAACUUUUUGUAAGAGAAGGAAACAAAAAGAAAUCAUGGCUUGAAGCUCGAGAUUUUUGUAGAGCAAUAGGAGGCGAUCUGGCUGCCAUCACUAGUGAAGAAGAAGAACAAGUGAUACAGCGUUCAAUAAUGGACAAAGGACUGUCUUUUCGUCCUUUCUGGAUUGGUUUAAUUUGCCUGGAUCCUGAUGAGGGCUUUCGCUGGAGCAAUGACUCUCCAAUCAAAGAGCUUUGUAAUAUACAUGGCAGUAUUAAAUUAAAAUCAAAUCUUUGUGUUCAGAUUUUAAGAAACGGCAAAAAGGAGUCAUAUUUCAUUGGUUUAAUUCUGAGUGUUGAUCAACAGUUUAUUUGGAUGGAUGGAAGCCCAGUGCACUAUGUAGCUUGGGCAAAGAAUGAGCCAAACUAUGCGAAUGCUGAAGAAAAUUGUGUGGCCAUGCAUACAAAUUUUGGUUUAUGGAAUGAUGUCAACUGUGGCCAUUCAAAUGCCUUUAUCUGUGAAAGGCAUGGUAAUACUAUAAACUCAACAGUUGCACCUGCUCCUCUCGGAGGGUGUCCUGAAACAUGGCAUUUAUUUAAAAAUAAGUGUUACAAAGUUUUUGGCUCUAGAAAUGAAGAUAGAGUAAUGUGGAUUCCUGCUCGUAGAACUUGUGUAAAGUUUGGUGGAAACCUGGCUAGCAUACCUGAUGAAAAAGUGCAAGCUUUCCUCACUUACCACUUAAAAGAUGCCCGUACUGAUACCUGGAUUGGAUUGAAUGAUAUAAAUUCCGAGCUCCAUUUUGUUUGGACCGAUGGGAGUGGGGUUUAUUACACAAACUGGAUUACAGGUUCACCAAUAGUUGGAGAAAUCACCCUAUACGAUUCUUUGCGACCAGAGACUGGUCACAAUCUGCUUCAGUUUGAUUGUGUUGCUAUGAAAACGCAUCCUAUUGAUAAGAUAGGGCAAUGGAAGGACGAACCGUGUUAUGAAGACAGAGGAUUUAUAUGCCAGAUGGACAGUGACCCUAAACUGCCUCAUUCCCCAACAAGUCCAGCCUCUAACUUUACCCGUUGUGGUGAUAGUAGCUAUUUAGUCAUCCGUUCCAAAAUGAAAUGGGAAGAGGCACGACAAAACUGCAAAGACAAAUCCUCAGAACUUGCCAGUAUUUUAGAUCCCUACAGCCAAUCAUUUAUGUGGCUCCAAGUGUUAGAAUAUGGAGAACCUGUAUGGAUUGGUCUUAAUAGCAAUGUGACCAACCGCAAUUAUCAAUGGAUUGAUAAAUGGAGAAUGGAAUAUUCUAAGUGGGCCAGUCAUGAGCCAAAGCAGACAAUAGCCUGUGUCUAUCUAGACCUUGAUGGAGCCUGGAAGACAGCAUCUUGUGAUCAAAACUACUUCUCUGUCUGUAAACAGUCUGAUGUUAUGGCUCCUACUGAUUCUCCACAACUCUCUGGAAAAUGCCCUGAAUCAGAGGAGCACAGAUCUUGGGUUCAUUUCCGCAGUCAUUGCUAUUACAUUGAGUCCUCAUAUACAAGAAACUGGGCCCAGGCUUCCCAAGAAUGUACUCAAUUAGGUGCUACAUUGACUUCUAUAGAAGACCAUGCUGAAUCCAACUUCCUUUUACAUAGUUUAAAGCCGCUUAAAAAUAAAAUACAAAGCUUUUGGACAGGAAUGACCAAAAAUGUGAAUGGUCAAUGGUUAUGGAAAGACAACAUUGCAGUGGAUUUUGUCAACUGGAAUGAGGAUGAGCCUUCAGAAUAUAACAAUGAAAAUUGUGUUGAAAUGUAUGCAUCAUCUGGUUACUGGAAUGAUGCUCAAUGUUCUUACAAAAGAGGAUAUAUUUGUAAAAAGUCAGAGAGUAUUCAAACAGGUUUGACGGACAAGCCACCAGAAAGGAAAGGAGAGAAAAAGGAUGAAGAGGUGUCUGGAUCACCGACCAGCAUCACUUGGCUUAUAAUAAUUUUGGUCAUUCUGAUUCUAGUAGGAUCUGGAUCUACAGCCUAUUUCUAUGUCAGGAAAAAAAAACGAAACCACUUCCCUAUUGUAACUAGACUGAGUGAUACAAAAGAAACUGUGGAUGAUCAGGAGCAAGAUGAGCCCACUGUUGCCUAAUAGAAUAAAAUAAUUGAAUAAUAUGUCUAAUUGUAUAACUGACAUAAAUGAAAUCUUAGGCCAACAUUGCUUUACCUUAUCAAAAUAGUUGUAUAUAUAAUGUAUAUAAAUAUAUUCUUUAGAGUCCUGUAAAUUUUUUAGGUUUACACAUUUAAAUGUCAAAUAAAACAUAUUUCUCAAGUGGGCAGGUGCAUAAAUUUCAGAAAUCCAAAAUGAACUACACAGCAAGGUGAGCUAGCAUUCAAGUAUUUCCAGGUUUUAAAGAAAUCUGAUCUCUCUUAAUUUGUAAAGGACAGCCCAUGCAUACAAACAGUGAGAAUGCCCUCUGCAAAGUACCCUGCCAACUUCAGCUCAAAGAACCAGCAAUUUCCUUUUAGCUUUUAGGACUGUAUAUCAGCUCUAUGUACAAAAAACUGUGAAUGAAAUCCUGACCCCAUUGAAGUCAAUGACAAAACUCCCAUUGGGAGUUAAUUGGGGUCAGGAUUUUGCCCUAUGCAGUUCUUUCAGUUACAAUAUUUUUGGGAUACCAUAUCUAUAUCUCUAGAGAAAAGUAAUACAGUAAUGUUGCCUUCAUGUUAAUUUUCCUUCACUCUUUUAGUUCAGCAUCAUCUGCAAUGUUCAAAGGAACAUUUCAGAAAUCUUAGCUUUACAAUUUAAGUUGUAUAUAAAUCAGAUUUUAAAAUCAUAUCAAAUUCAGCCAUGCGAAUUAAAAUAUUCAAUACAGAAAUAAAUGAGAGAAAGCAAAAUGUAUAUGUUCCUUCACUCAUGCUUUCAACUUGUGCUCUUUAAAAUGAGAUUGUGCAAUUUUCUAUAACUUUGCAUUUGUUUAACAGUCUGUGAAUGUGAAAAUGUUCCCAUGAACUUCAAAUUAACAAAGAAAAUUGUUAAGAAAAUAUUGUGUCCAUUAGACAAUAAUAUUUGGGAAUGGAGUUUAGAAUACUGAGAUGCCAUAUUUCUAUGAUCUAGCAAUGUAUUCAUUUGUGGCUUUGGCCUGGUUCAGGUCUCUAAAUUAGGGAAAUAAAAGAUUCACAAAUACUUUUUAAC